Rhizoctonia solani is the source of this 1443-nucleotide messenger RNA. RefSeq names its product autophagy protein APG6. The transcript has 7 exons. Gene Ontology annotation, cellular component: phagophore assembly site; phosphatidylinositol 3-kinase complex, class III, type I; phosphatidylinositol 3-kinase complex, class III, type II. Bases 1 to 1443 code for a protein of 480 amino acids. Gene Ontology annotation, biological process: autophagosome assembly; late endosome to vacuole transport; cellular response to nitrogen starvation. Lineage: Eukaryota; Fungi; Basidiomycota; Agaricomycetes; Cantharellales; Ceratobasidiaceae. The record is from RefSeq and is a predicted model, not a curated record.
AUGUCCGAAGACCCACUGCAACUCGAUCCUUCAUUGACGGAAUUGGCCCCAUCUGCGGUUGAUAUGGUUGCUGGAGUUGCAGCUUCGCUAGGACAACAGACGCCACGCAAUACACCCGUAUCUCCCUCGCAGAAGCUCGCGAGUCUCGCUGCACCUUCGUCAUCCAAAUUGGCCUGGCAGAAAGCACAAGCCUUGCCUGCCUCUACUCGUUCGGGCUCUUCCAAGCACCGCCCUGCCGGAGAAUCAUUUGUACUUUUGCAGGACAGCGUUGUCCACAAGAUACCCACCGAUGGUAGUAAACCGGGCGGUACUCAAAAAGCAAGACAACGAGCUUCGACUCCAUCCAGAGCUCCAUCAGUCUCACGCAAGGUCACUAAUACCACCGACAAAACACCAUCCACACCAACUGCCACGUCGCCUACGAAACCUGCGGCUCCUCCAAUCGCCCCUCCUCGUUCGCAUCAUCUUGCACAGACACUGAAGUUGUAUACUCUCUUAUCUAAUCGGACGGAUCUGGAUCACCCGUUGUGUACAGAUUGCACUUCAGUCUUGAUCUCAGCGCUUACGAAGCAACUUGAGGAGACCAAGAGGGAAAGAGACGGUUAUAUUGCGUUUGAGCGAGAUGUCCGUAAUAACGCCGGGACAGGGGAUAUCAAAGAAAUGGAGGCCCACAUCGAGCAACUUAAACUGGAGGAAAAGACAGUUCUGGACGAGCUUCUAGACGCAGAAAAGGAAAAAGCCCGGCUGGAUAGGGAGUUGGAAGAACUAGAACGUGAGGAAAAGGAGUUGGAGGAGAAGGAGGCCGAAUUCUGGCGCGUCUACAAUGCAAACAGCCUCGCAGAAGCAUCGACUGCCGCAUCACUUCGGACGAUACGUGCUGCUCAGGAAGCGGACGCGGCCGAACUUGCCCGCCUGUCCCGCGCCAAUGUAUACAAUGAUGCUUUUUGCAUUGGACACGACGGUGUAUUUGGGACAAUCAACGGUCUUCGUUUGGGGCGCGUUACAGGCGUAGCCGUACCAUGGGCCGAAGUGAACGCUGCCUGGGGCCAAGCAUUGCUGUUACUUCAUACUAUAGCCCGCAAAGUAGGAUUCGUUUUUGAACAGUACCGCCUCGUCCCGAUGGGUUCCUGUUCGCGUAUUGAGCGGAUAGGCGGAGACAAGGCUGUUUACGAACUGUUCGGGUCGGGAGAAUUACACAUUGGCCGACUGCUCCAUAAUCGACGUUUUGACUAUGGAAUGGUCGCGUUCUUGGAGUGUCUCAGGCAAAUCAUCGAAUUUGCAAAAACCCAAGAGUCUGUUGAUUUUCCUCACGCGAUUGUAAAGGACAAAAUAGGGGAUGCAUCCAUUAAAUGGCAAUUCAACCAGGAAGAGACUUGGACUCGAGCACUUCGCCAUGUUCUGUUGGCACUCAAGAUUCUUCUCAAAUGGGCGACCACUGUCUAG